AUGGGCACGGCCACUGAUACUGCUGCCGCCUCGACGGCGGCGAAAGCUGGAGGCGCUCCAGCGGUACGGGAAACGACUCGACCGCCUCACCGUCCAUCGACAAAAGCCAACGGGGCGAGACAAUGGAAACCACUGUGUUAUCCACAAUCGGCGCUUUGGCCCUUCCGUGCCGAUAACGAAAGUCCCGCCGAGGACCGUACGAACGGAUCUUCGUCGCCUCGGCAAACCAUAACGAAUCUUGGCACCAAUCGGUUUUUUCCAUUGCAUCGAGAUAUUUUGCAGGCGGCGACAAGGGAACUACUCCUGUUGGAUUGUACACUGGAUGCCAGAUCGUUCACGGCCCGAACCGAACAGCUGCGUUUCGUCGAAGUGGACUGCCGACAGGGGGACGAUCGGGCCGAACGGGCCGAACAAGACGAGAAGAAUCCGCAAUUUCUGACACGGUAUCGAGCUCACCUACAGUCUUCCCCCACAACGUACGUCUGGGUGGAGCGCAGGUCCGAGGGUACCGAACGUUCCAACGAGUUGGCAAUGCGUCAACCACGAAAGCGACCACGGGUCGAUCCGACCAGUGGAGACCCAUCCAAUCAAAAUCCUCCACCGGCAGAAAAUGGUCACGACACUUCUCUACCAUCAGCCGAAGCGAUUGUGGAUAUCCUGGUCCAGCGCAUCGUCGAAGACGAAUGGAAGCCAAACAGAGAUAGUCUCGUUCUCGUUGGCGACGCACCGGACACUGUUACACACGAUCAGGGUACACCUUCUGUACCGCCCCGGAAGGUAUCGGAUGUCGACCGCAUGACUUCCCGUUCGUCUUCGUCAUUGUCGCUAGCUGACUUUGUGGCCACGGCCUCGUGUUUGGGUCCGCAAGAUUUGUCGCAUUUUGUGCGUCUUUCCAACGACGGCACAUAUUCAAACACCAACCUACAGAUUCAUCAGGACAACACCAACUACGACAAGGUCGCGCUAUCGAAAAACGACCUUUUGGAAACAUCAAUCGCCAUGGAGUCGACUCUCCGCUCUUACGCAUAUCAGCUCACUAAUCGUCUCACCAGCCACGCAUUAUUCGCGUGGGAACAAACGGAACGGGAAUGGAUUCGGUCUGCUGGUGAAAAGCUCCCGUCUAGCGUGUUCCACGACACUCAAAUUCGGGAUGCUCUCUUUGAUGCUCGAAUUUUGCGUCGUCUCGGUGGUUGGGAGCCGUGGAGUCUGUUACCACAGGCAGUGACAAUUCAACGCAAUCGCAAUGCUGGGCAACGUUGGCAAGACUGGGCGAAGACGACUACAGCGGGUAAGCAGCUUGUAAAGCGGCUGGGGAAUGGCGAUCAAAGAUUGCGAACAAAGCCAGCUCGACGUGGACCUCGCGUGAGCGCUACCCUGCGCCAUCAGAAAGUCAUUUGUACAGAGAACAACAAUACGAGAAAUGAAACCACGGGUCGGCCUCGAUCGACUUCACCCGAUCAGCCGUUGCAUGUACACAGUAGCUUGGAUUGCGAUACGAGCAACGAUCCCUCGAUCGUGGUAUCAUCUUGUUAA
This is a messenger RNA of Phaeodactylum tricornutum CCAP 1055/1, 1533 nucleotides long. RefSeq lists its product with no specific name. The coding region runs from base 1 to 1533 and encodes 510 amino acids. The transcript has 2 exons. Lineage: Eukaryota; Bacillariophyta; Bacillariophyceae; Surirellales; Neidiaceae. The record is from RefSeq and is a predicted model, not a curated record.